AUGAACGCAGUUGGGCUUGUCCGUUACUUCCGUGGAGGCACGGAAAACCUUUUUGGGCAAUUUUUUCAAAAUGGCUCGAUCACAGACGGAAACUUCAUUGACAUGAUCGAUUUUAUUAUUGACUCGGAACCGCGGGCCCCUAUCUCAAUCUUUUCAAACGAAACUGGAACCCAACUCUUAGCAGGUCCUCAGAUUCUUGCGAUUGGUGACUAUGAUAUCUAUCCGACCCCUGGUUCUACCAUUCAACUCACCAACGAUGAAUGCAUCCGACGAGUCCCCUCGCGUAUCACAACUCGUGCCGCUACUCCUAGAGAGUUGGCGUUCCGCAACGGUGUUCGUAACCGGGAUGGAAUGUGCGUCAUUUCUGGCGUGCUCAAUCGUUCCCUCUCUAUCCCUGGUAUGAAAACUUCAUGGAGAGGAUGGCAGUCCGCACAUCUAUUUCCACUUGCCCGUGUGUCCCUCUGGGAUGAUCUUCACCUUGAUCGUUUUAUCACAGAUCAGACUUUUGGAGGUCAUCGAGCUGGAAUCAACUCCAUCCAAAAUGGAUUAUGUCUCCGUAAUGACAUCCAUGACCAGUUUGAUGACUUUGAAAUUUCCAUCAACCCCGAAGAUGGGUAUAAGAUCGUCGAUUUUGGAGCAAAUAACAACAAUCUCGACGGCAGAAUUCUGGACCCAGUGUGCCGCAAUCCGCAAGACCCUAAUCGCGUCUCUGACGACCUCCUACGAUGGCAUUGGCAACAGACCCUUCUCCGCCGUAUGAAGGGGUCAGCUUCUCCUGUUUGGGAAUAUGACUUUCCCGAAGGGUCUGAUAUGAUCGGUGAAAUCCUUCGCGGCCCACUACCUGGUGAACGUAUGGAGGCAGAGCUUUUCGCUCGUCUUCAUCACAUGAUUAUCGACGAUUAA
Messenger RNA from Penicillium taxi, 903 nucleotides. Its product is annotated as HNH endonuclease signature motif containing protein. Bases 1 to 903 code for a protein of 300 amino acids. The transcript has a single exon. NCBI's taxonomy places the organism in Eukaryota, Fungi, Ascomycota, Eurotiomycetes, Eurotiales, Aspergillaceae. The record is from RefSeq and is a predicted model, not a curated record.